AUGGCUGCCCUCCGCGCCUAUAUUGACGCCCCUUUUGCCGGUGCGGCGAACAUACUUGGAGCAUCUGUUGAUGAUGUCAAACUCAUCGGAUCCUUCCUUCUCUCCUACCCGUUGGCCGCCAUUCUCAAGCGAAUUCCGGAUAAAGACCCAUGGAAAAAGAAUGUCUUCAUUAUCGCUGCGUCGCUAUUCUAUUUUCUCGGCCUAUACGAACUCUGGGACGGCUUGCUCACGUUGACGUAUAGCUCCGUGGCCACCUAUCUCAUUGCAUACUACAUCGAUGGCUCUCUGAUGCCUUGGAUCGGCUUCACUUUCUUGAUGGGACACAUGUCUAUCAGCCACAUUUAUCGGCAGAUGGCAGACGAUGCUUCGGUUGUCGAUAUCACCGGCCCUCAAAUGGUGCUUGUCAUGAAACUUUCGGCAUUCUGCUGGAACAUUCAUGAUGGCCGUCGCCCGGACAAGGACCUCACGGACGCUCAGAAAUAUGCGGCAAUCAGGGAAUUCCCCAAUAUACUAGACUAUGCUGGUUAUGUGCUAUUCUUUCCGUCGCUCUUUGGAGGUCCUGCUUUCGACUAUGUUGACUAUCGCCGGUGGCUCGAUACAACGCUCUUUGAAGUCCCUCCCGGUACUGAUCCCUCGAAAGUUCCCCCUACUCGGAAGAAGCGAAAGAUUCCACGCAGUGGUCGCCCAGCUUUGAAGAAGAUGAUCAUAGGUAUAAUCUGGAUUUUGGCUUUUGUGCAGCUGGCCCCCCAGUAUCCGUUCUCGUUUUACUUCAGCGACGAAUACUCGACCUUCUCGCUCCCACGUCGCAUCUGGCAAUUGCAUAUGCUUGGGCUUGUGACCCGGUUCAAGUACUACGGCGCCUGGUCCCUGACUGAAGGUGCCUGUAUUAUGUCUGGUCUCGGGUACAAUGGUUUCGAUGCCAAGACGGGCAAGGUCUACUGGAACCGUUUAGAGAAUGUCAACCCUUGGGGCUUAGAGACGGCGCAAAACACCAGAGGCUAUCUUGAAAACUGGAACAAGAAUACAAACCACUGGCUUCGUAACUACGUCUAUUUGCGAGUUACACCCAAGGGCAAGAAGCCGGGAUUCAGGGCCAGUUUGGCAACCUUUGGUACCAGCGCGAUUUGGCACGGUUUCUACCCUGGUUAUUAUCUGGCGUUUAUCUUCGCUUCAUUCGUCCAGACUGUGGCAAAGAAUUUCCGACGCUAUGUUCGUCCUUUCUUCUUGAGCCCAGAUGGUUCCAAGCCAACCGCGAUGAAGCCUUAUUAUGAUGUGGCAUCCUGGUUUGUAACCCAACUAAUCAUGUCAUUCACUGUCGCUCCGUUCGUUCUUCUCUCCUUCAAUGGCACAAUCUCAGUGUGGCGUCAUGUGUAUUUUUACGGCGUCGUGGGCGUUGCUUCGGCAAUGGCGUUCUUCGCCAGCCCUGCUAGAGGCUAUCUCAUCGCACAACAGAAGAAACGUAGCCGUCCAGCACUGGCACGAACAGUGAGCGCUGAUGCUCCUGUGCUCGGUCUUCCGAACGAUCUGGAGAAGGACGUUGAUGACGCGAUCAAAGAGAUUUCGGAAGAAAUUCAAGAGAUGUGCAAGCACGGCGCUACGGCAUCUAUACCAUCAGCUCAAGAGGCUCGUGCUUUGGUCGAGGAGAAACUUGGCAAGAAGGAUUGA
Molecule: messenger RNA, 1665 nt
Organism: Talaromyces marneffei
Lineage: Eukaryota; Fungi; Ascomycota; Eurotiomycetes; Eurotiales; Trichocomaceae
Exons: 4
Coding region: 1-1665 (554 amino acids)
Biological process (GO): lipid modification; glycerophospholipid biosynthetic process
Cellular component (GO): endoplasmic reticulum; membrane
Molecular function (GO): 1-acylglycerophosphocholine O-acyltransferase activity; 1-acylglycerol-3-phosphate O-acyltransferase activity
Source: RefSeq, a predicted model, not a curated record